AUGUCGAACUUUUUGAAAGUAUUUCGAUUGGGACAAAACGUGUUGGCCAACUGUCGUGUAGCCAAAUUCCAACGCUCAAUUUCGGUCACUGCAUUCCAGUUGCAAAAUUUGAAGGGAGAAGCCUUAAAGAAACCGAUGCCAGAAGAGGAGAAGCCCGCAUCGCCAACUCCAGUAGGUUUGACCCCAUCGCAGCGCAAUUUGGUUGAGUUCGUUACCGGCGAAAUACUGGAGGAACGCCGCGUACAGUUGCAGUUGGAACCGCCAUACAUGAUUGACGACUUUACUGGACAUUUUUCUGGCUCCAAGGUGGAGCUAAUAAGAGAGUCACCUGACGAACGCAUUAAUAUUUUCUUUAAUGUUAGCAAAAGUGUGCCGCGUCGGAAUGAUGAGACCGGCGAUCUGACUCCAGUGCGCAGCGUUCCGAAAUUUGAGGUGCUAAUCAGAAGAAAUGAUUUGCUGCUAUCAAUAUUUUGUGUAUUUAAGCCGUGCGCCUUUGAUGAUGUGGAGCCGGAGUCCUUGGAUCAGCAGCCUCAAGAAAAUGAUAUAUUUGAGAUUCAAGAUCUAUCGCUAUACAAUCACGGCUGGAAUGACAGCUGCUUUACCAUUGAUGCAUCGCUCAUCGAUGACAAUCUACAAACCAUGAUUCUGGAGAUGCUUGAAGAGAAGGGCAUUACGCAUGAGUUUGCUAGAAAGCUUUCCGACAUGGCCACUGCGCGCGAGCAUGCCCUAUAUAUUGAGUUUUUGGAGAAUCUAUCUAAGUUUACUGUGGGCCUACCGCAGCCAAUUAAACAGGAUGCAAACUAA
Molecule: messenger RNA, 804 nt
Organism: Drosophila novamexicana
Lineage: Eukaryota; Metazoa; Arthropoda; Insecta; Diptera; Drosophilidae
Product: conserved regulator of innate immunity protein 3-like
Exons: 1
Coding region: 1-804 (267 amino acids)
Biological process (GO): cytosolic ribosome assembly
Cellular component (GO): mitochondrial matrix
Source: RefSeq, a predicted model, not a curated record